AUGAAUUGGAAUGCAUUUAACUUGUAUAAUUACAAAUCCCUGAUCUGUGUUAUUUUUCUGAUAUGCCAUAGUUUUUACAACCCUACCGAUAGCGGUGCUGUGCAAAUUACACAAAGUAAUUUGGAUAUGAUAUUAGCUUCCAAUGAAAUAGUAUUUAUUAAUUUUUAUGCUGAAUGGUGCAAAUUCAGUAAUAUGCUGAUGCCUAUAUUUGACGAGGCUGCUGACGAAGUGACAAAGGCAGGCUAUGAUACAGGCAAAGUGGUGAUGGGUAAAGUGGAUUGUGACAAAGAAGGUGCAGUGGCAACCAGGUUCCAUAUCACUAAAUAUCCUACACUGAAAAUGUUCCGGAAUGGAGUUGCUGCUAAGAAAGAAUACAGAGGCCAAAGAUCAGUAGAGGCAUUUGCAGAGUUCAUAAAGAAACAACUAACCGAUCCAGUGGUUACAUUUGGUGCUCUUAAAGAGUUGCAUAACCUCAGUGAAGAUAAAAGACACAUCAUCGGCUACAUGGACAGACGAGACCAGCCAGAGUAUGAUACAUUCCGGAAGGUGGCUGCUAAUCUUAAAGAAGAAUGCCAGUUCCAUGUUGGAUUUGGUGAUGCUUCACAGCAGAUGCAUCCUCCAGGUCAACCACUAGUAGUGUUUAGAGCGGACCGGAAGAAGUCUACGGAUCCAGAUGAAACAUUUACUGGCUCUUUGUUAAGUUUCGAAGACUUGUACAAGUGGGCUCAGGAGAAAUGUAUCCCAUUAGUCCGAGAGAUCACAUUCGAGAAUGCUGAAGAACUUACGGAGGAAGGAUUGCCGUUCUUGAUCUUGUUCCACCAUCCUGACGAUAAUGAAAGUGUCAAGAAAUACAAGGAAGUUAUUCAGAACGAAUUAGAAGGAGAGAAACAAAACGUGAACUUCCUAACGGCCGAUGGUGUACGAUUUGAGCACCCGCUACAUCACUUGGGCAAGUCCAUCUCAGACCUCCCGCUGAUCGCCAUCGACUCUUUCAGACACAUGUACAUGUUCCCCGACUACAAGGAAAUGGAGAAGCCUGGCAGGCUAAAGCAGUUCCUACUGGAUCUAUAUUCAGGAAAAUUGCACAGGGAGUUCCACUACGGUCCCGACCCAGACCAGCCCGUGAUGCACCUCGAUGUCAAAGUGACCACUCCUCCUGAGUCCACGUUCAAGAAGCUAGCGCCGUCCAAGAACCGGUACACUCUCCUCCGGGACGAAUUAUAA
This is a messenger RNA of Spodoptera littoralis (African cotton leafworm), 1224 nucleotides long. The record is from the annotation of a GenBank genome assembly. Lineage: Eukaryota; Metazoa; Arthropoda; Insecta; Lepidoptera; Noctuidae.